Molecule: messenger RNA, 4875 nt
Organism: Ctenopharyngodon idella (grass carp)
Lineage: Eukaryota; Metazoa; Chordata; Actinopteri; Cypriniformes; Xenocyprididae
Exons: 2
Coding region: 233-1231 (332 amino acids)
Cellular component (GO): cytosol
Molecular function (GO): mRNA binding
Source: RefSeq, a predicted model, not a curated record
AUCACUAACUGGGGUCAAUCGAUAGGAGGCGCCAACUCUAGACGGCUUACUGCUCAUGUAACCCUCCCCCAACCUCAAACGAGGCAUUGACUUCGUCGUCGUCCAUUAUCAGUGAGCUAGCUCAUGUCUUCGGUAUAGUUGCGCUGUGAAGGAACUUCAUUGUUUGAGACCUUGCACGUGCAAAUCAACCAAAGACUGAUCCCAAAACACUUUGCUGUUCUUCCCGUCCAAAAUGGUGAAGAUAUUUGUUGGCAAUGUAGCUUCAGCGACCACCGAAGACGAGCUCCGUGCUUUGUUCGAGAAGUAUGGCGCUGUGUCUGACUGUGAUAUUCUGAAAAACUAUGGCUUCGUGCACAUGGAUGAGGAAGAGGCAGCUCAAAAGGCCGUCUCAGCUUUGCACAAGCACGAGGUCAAUGGUUCCCGUAUCACCGUCGAGUAUGCCACCACCAAGGUACGCAAUGCCACCAAGAUCUACGUGGGCAAUGUUCCCGAAGGAGUCACCGCCGCCAAAAUCAAGGAGCUCUUCCAGCCGUUCGGCAAGGUGGUGGAGUGCGACAUCGUGAAGAAUUACGCAUUCGUUCACAUGCAGAGGGAAAGCGAGGCUCUGGAGGCUAUUUCAGAGCUUAACCACUCCAAAUUGGAGGGCCAAAAGAUCUUUGUGUCCCUCUCACGCAGUAACCCAUCCAGAAACGGCCGAGGGGAUGACUAUUAUCCUCCUCCUCCCCCACAUCACUAUCCACCUCACCCACACCAUCAUCCUCACUUUCUCCCCCCACGCCCGCCGCCCCGUGACUACUAUCCGCCCCGUGGCCGACUUCCACCCCCUCCUCUCCCACCGCCGCCGCCCCGCGCCUACUACGAGCGCGAAGUGUAUGAGAGGGGCCUUCGCCACGACCCGUACGCUGCCCCAUCCCCACGUUUUUACGAGCGGGAUCCAUAUGAGCGGCGCCUUCCGCCCCCUCAGCGACCAGUCACGCCGCCUCUCGCCGGGCGCUACUACCGUGAGCGCAGCCCUCUCGGCGGUCGCCGCUCUCUCCUGCCUCCGCCUCCCCCUCCACCCUCUUCUGCCGGCUUCGCCCGCGGUUUCGCCCGCAAUGGCGCUAGCUCAGCACCCCCUCCCCCUGCCGCCGCUCCUUCCUCCCACUAUCAGCGCUACUCUCUCGGCUCAGGCUUUGAUAAGGAUGAUUAUAUGGAGGACAAGUACAGCAAUGGCUUCAGCCGUAGCUACUAAGCAUUGAAGUUUGUCCGUCCCUUUUUUAUUAUCGAGGAGCCAAAUAAUCUAAAAGGGACGUAACUUCAGGGAGUUAGGGGUGAUGAUUUUUUUUUUUUUUUUUUUUUUUUUGGUAAUAUUCUGUGAUAGUUGUAGCUAUUUUAGAUAACGGGUCAAUCAGCUAAUACUGUACUCAUUUAACUAAUAGAUUUACCUCCGCCCGAUGAAGGAACGGCAAAUAGGAAGUUAAAUACACCUGAGUUUUAUAGCAUGUUAUGAUGUACUAUAUUUGCCAGCCAUAUCGGUUUGAGUAUUUUCUUAAAAUAAUUUUUUUUUUUUUUUUUGUACAAUCAAAUCUUACAUUUUUAGUUCAUUUUACUCUGGCAUGCACUAAAUACAAAAGAAUCGCUUGGGGAAAAAAUAUAUAUAAAUAUAUUUUUUUGCAUUGAUAUUUCAACUUGCAUAGCCUACCCAACAGGAAAUUGGUCGUGUUGAAUGUUUACCUGUUUUUUUUUUUUGUUUUUUUUGUUUUUUUUCUCCUUGGUAUUUAGAAAUAUUCAAGUUUUGUCACUAUAUUUUGCAUGAGUGAGACAAGUUAAUUUGGAGAUAUUUUGAAUUUUCCUCAUUGGUCUUCGUAACUAAAUUAUAUUAAUACUGUAUUUUUUGUUUUGUUUUUGAUUUUAUUUUAUUUUUUUAAUUAAAUUUCUUCUCUGGACUACCUUUAUGUAGGCAAAUUAACUUGCUAUGUUGUUGUUAGAUGUUGGAUGUAAGUGAGACCAGUGGGAAGGAACAGAGAGGAAAAUGGGUAAAGAGGUGGUUGUGGGCGGAGCUGUAUGCUAACUGACUGAUCAACCAAUCCCAUCCUACCGGCUAACCGAGUACAUCGCAUCCACCAGCCGCUCAACUUUCGGAUCCGCUGCCGCAUCCUAGGACCAUCGGUCAAAGGAAACGAACGACCGACCAGCCGCCGACCGCCUAAUAAAUUAAAAACAACGCUGAAUCUAUUCUACACUGUAUCUCGAGAUCACGUUGUGUUAGACAAAUAGCUGAUUUGCCCGACUCCGCAGACUCAGAGAAAGUUUUUAAAGAUUAGAGACUUAUUUUGGCAUCACAUUAUAAUGGACGUGCUUGUGAUUGAAAAUAUUACUGAAUUCUCAAUAUUGUUUCCUGUCCUACUUGUACUACUGCUGUUUGCUUAUUGUUAGCGUACACCUCUGUUUAAAAUGUACGUUUGUAAAAAGCCUGUUUUCUCGACUGUUUAUCCGAAACCGCUCUUUAUCAUAUUGUCCACUCGAGCAGGUUCGAAACUUAUGCUUGUUUUGAUUUAAACCUAUGAAAGCAGAUUCAUGUUCUACCAGUCGCUGUCAUUUUGCCGCCUGAAUAAAAUUUCGACUGAUUUAGACGCAACGCUUUUCAUGUCACUCGUUUUUAACUGAGUCUCUUUAAUUUCUACCUCAUGUCUCACUCGGUCACGCUAUUAUUCGUGUAAUACAAAUGUCCUUUGAUUUGAUCUCUCAUGUGUGAAGUAAAGUGCCAAAUAGAUUCGAAUUAAAACUGCACUUUCCGCUUGAACCCUUCAUACAAAAGGCCAAAGGCAUUGAUAUAAACCUUAGUAAAUUACAGCCACUUUGUCUUUUUGUUCAACAAUGACCCCUUGGCCAAGAUGAAUGAAUGUUUAAUGCUUUGUUUUGAAUGACUGUAGAAGCUUUGUGUGGUUCAUCAGGAUUGGUGAGUUAAAAGUGAAGGUAAGUAGUAUUUCAAGCUGGAUUGUUUGGACUUUUGUUCUCUUUGACAUGUUGCACGUUGUUGAAUGUAUUUGUGUACUAGCAGAGCCUGUUUGACUUGUUUUGGUUUUCUUUUUUUCAUUGGUGAGAUUAUCAGAAGUCAUUCUGUUCGUUCAACACUUCAUUCUGAUUGUCAGUGCAGGUAAUGUCUGUCAAGUGGCUAUAAAGUGUGAAUUAUUAUUAUUUUUUUUUUUUUUUUUUUUACCCCCUCUUCCUAGCCUUUCAGUAGAGCCACAGCCACACAAUUUUGUACUGUUAUCUCUAUCAUCAGCUCUUUCAAGAGGCGGAACAGUUUUACACUUGAUAAACUAUUUCAGUUUAUUAUUACUGCAUUUAGUUUUAAGCUUCUUCAAUGUUUAAUGUCAUUAGUUUAAUACAAGGUCAUACCAUUAUAAAAAAAAAGUUAAAUCAAAAAAAUUAUCAAAGAAAGCCCUUUGCUGAACUAAAUGCUUCUAUGGUUUUCUUAGGGGAAAACAAAAUGCAUUGCACUACAAGCCUCAUGUGAACUUAAAAUACUCAGUCAUCAGCUUAUAACCUCUCAUACAAAGUGUUUCUAAUGGGAAUGAUAAACUAUACAUUAUCCAUUAGUUCUUACUUGCCUGUUACCAUUAGAUUGUGCAAAUAAGCAACUUUCGAUUCCUCAGUUUUAUUAGUUGCCUUUCACUUGGCAUUUUUCAUGACCGAAAUGAGGUAAUGAACAGAUUCAAGAAAAUGUUGAAGAGCAUUUCAAGAUUUUUUAAGUUAUAAAAUAGAGUAAAAAUAUAGUUAAAAGUACAAGAUAAACCAUGAACCAGGCUAUGUAGACAUUAGGGUUAUUUUCAGGUAACACUAUCAUUUGUGUGCUAAGUUUGUGAUUUAAUAUUGGUUUAAUGAGGUACUGAACUUGGUCAGGUCAUGUGUAAUAGAUUUUGACUGAUCUAAAUGUAUUAUUCAAAUAUUAUGGUGACACUGAUAUUCUAAGUUAUGUAGAAGAAAAAAAAUAUUUAAAUUCAAAUGUUUUUACUGUCUGUAGAUUUAUACAAUGUUUUUUCUUUAAAAUUCUUCUUCUACUGUUUUGUCUAAUGUAAAAAAUGAUUUAACUGACCUUCCUUUAUAAUUUUAUAUUUGCACUGACCUUCAUCCCUUUAUAAGUAGGCCUGUAUAAAUUCCAAACUUAUAAAUUAUUUUAGGUUGAAAUAUUGCAUUAAUUUAGAGUUCAACUUCUGGUGCUUUGCAAUGUUAUAACCACCUGUUUAUAACUAAGGUAGUAGUGAAAAGAGUGUUCAACUGAAAACCUGUAUUUAUUAAGCACUCAUUUGAAUAGUGUGGCGCGGGGCUAUCCUUUAUGGUGGCUACGAGGUAAAAAUAAAUAAUUUUUCAAAUUUAAUUGUAACCUCUUUCCUGGUAAUUUGUAGCACACAUGGUACAGUUUCCUGAGAAUGACCCAUAUAAAAAUGAACAUAAGGUUAUUUUAUUUGAUUUUAAUAAAGAAUUUAAUACAAACAAUAGAGAGUGAAUCAUUUGCUUUGAGUAGGAUUUCCUGUGACAGCAGAUCAAGUGUGCACUUGUGAGAGGUUAAGGUCUGGUCUAUUUGUUUAAGCGAACGCAGAAGAGCACCAGGUAAGAAGUAACAAAGAGUUCAAAACCAUAACCUCCAUAAACUGAAUCAUGAGAAGAACACCAAAAAGAAGUUAUCCAAAAUAAGUGCUCCUAUCUGAUUUAGCUCUUCAUUGUGUGUCAGUUUCACUGUUUGACGGUUUCCCACAAUCUUUGCAGUGUAUAUGUGAGUGCAAUAAAUGUUGCUUUUAUGCAGAUCAUUUUGAUUAAAUUUCUUUAAUGCUAAUUUCUCAUAUCUUUUGGGAAUAUCUGUUUGUGAAUAAAGGCAAAAUGAUGGUUACUUAA